This is a messenger RNA of Aplosporella prunicola CBS 121167, 1460 nucleotides long. RefSeq lists its product as uncharacterized. Bases 19 to 1008 code for a protein of 329 amino acids. Gene Ontology annotation, biological process: proteolysis. Gene Ontology annotation, molecular function: cysteine-type endopeptidase activity. The transcript has 3 exons. NCBI's taxonomy places the organism in Eukaryota, Fungi, Ascomycota, Dothideomycetes, Botryosphaeriales, Aplosporellaceae. The record is from RefSeq and is a predicted model, not a curated record.
GGCCCUCCAUCAGGCAACAUGGGGGGUUACGGCGCGCCUGCGCCUCCCCCGCAGCAAGCUCAAGCUUUUGGCCACGGUGCGCCUUCUGGCUACUCGUUCCAAUACUCGAACUGCACUGGCCGCCGCAAGGCGUUGCUGAUCGGUAUCAACUACUUUGGACAGCGCGGUCAGCUGCGAGGCUGUAUCAACGACGUCAAGAACAUGAGCACGUAUCUCAACCAGCACUUUGGGUACAAGAGAGAGGAUAUGGUGCUUUUGACUGAUGAUCAGCAAAACCCCAUGUCUCAGCCUACGAAGGCGAAUAUUCUGAGGGCGAUGCACUGGCUAGUCAAGGACGCUCGGCCCAACGAUUCUUUGUUCUUCCACUAUUCAGGACACGGAGGCCAGACGAAAGACCUGGACGGCGAUGAAGAAGAUGGCUACGAUGAGGUCAUCUACCCCGUCGACUUCCGCUCAGCCGGCCAUAUUGUAGACGACGAAAUGCACCGCAUCCUUGUGUCGCCGCUGCAGCCCGGCGUCCGGCUCACCGCCAUCUUCGACUCGUGCCACUCUGGCUCCGCGCUUGACCUGCCGUACAUCUACUCCACCCAGGGUGUACUCAAGGAGCCCAACCUUGCCAAGGAAGCGGGGCAGGGCCUUCUUGGCAUUGUGUCAUCCUAUGCGCGCGGCGACAUGGGCGGCAUCGCGGAAACGGCGACCAGGUUUUUCAAGAAGGCCACGAGCGGCGGCGAUGUGUACCAGCGCAACUUGCGCACGAAAACGAGUCCCGCCGACGUCAUCAUGUGGUCCGGGUCGAAGGACACGCAGACGUCGCAGGACGCGAACAUCGGCGGCGAGGCGACCGGCGCGAUGAGCUGGGCGUUCGUGACGGCGCUGAAGAAGAACCCGCAGCAAAGCUACGUCCAGCUCUUGAACAGCAUAAGAGACGAGCUGUCGACCAAGUACACGCAGAAGCCGCAGUUGAGUUGUAGCCAUCCGUUGAAUACAGACCUGUUGUAUGUCAUGUAGACGAACCGGAGCUUCUCCUCUUUCCUGCGGACGGAGAGCAAGACAACAAACAUCUAGCCGAUGCAUGCACGCGUUUACGAGAUGGGAAAAUAUGUAAAUAGGCAGCGACGCGCGGGCCCAAUCGGCUUGGCGACGGGUGGACAGGUAUUCUGCACCGGAUUGGCUGCAGUAGUGUCGUUGGACUUUCUUUUUGGCGUUUGUCGUGCUACAGAUUUUUUGACGGCGGUUAGGUGGCGAGCUUCAUGCGGCGGACGGACGGGAUCUUUCAUCCACUGCUUCUUCUGCAUCGCAAAAAGGGCUUGUGCCGACAUAGCGUUAAUCGGCGGCUUCAUUCGCUUGUAGAGCUGUUUGGGCGCUGUCGUUAGCGGGGGUCUGCGGACCUGUGCAGCUUGGGAUUGCAUUGAACCUGUUUAAAAAGAAAGCUCGCGGGUAUAUAUUUCGGCUGUGGCAUU